UGUACGAAAUCGGAACCUGAUCCCGGUUGGAUGGAAAACAUGAACGGGCCGUCUGGCAUUGUUGCUGGUGUUAUGACUGGAUUCUUGAGGACUGUUCCAAUUGUCAGAAACAAAAUCACGGAUAUAGUACCGGCGGAUUACACCGUCAACGCGUUGAUUAGUGUCAUGUGGGACACGGUGAACAGAUACCAAAAUUCCAAUUUGAUAAACCAGGAACCAAAAGUAUAUAAUUACGUUUCUAGUGUUGAGAGUCCCUUGUUAUGGGGUAGGUAUAUUGAAGAAAUGCAAGAUCAUUAUCACGAAGCACCUCCUCUACAAGCAAUAUGGUAUAUUUUUUAUGUUUUUUAUACCAAUUUAUGGAUUGGAAAAAUUUUGAGAUUCGUAUUGCAUCGGGUACCAGCCGCGUUGAUGGAUUUUUGGUUAACUGUUUGUGGUAAAAGUCCUAAAUUUUUAAAAAUGUAUGUGAAAACGGAAUUCAUGAUGGAUUUACUUUAUGAAUUUACUACGAGACAGUGGAAAUUCGAUAAUAGUAACAUUAGGGAAUUGUGGUCGUUGCUAAGUCAAGACGACCGUAACGUGUUUUGGUAUAGCUUGGAAGAAUUUGAUUGGACAUCUUAUUUGAACAUUUAUUUUUAUGGUAUCAGAAAACACGUGUUACAUGAAGAAUUGAGUAACGUGGCUAAAGCAACAGUGAAAAAUCGAAAGUUAUUUUGGAUGCAUCAGWUUUGUAUUUUUUUAAUUAUUUACUGUGCAUUUCGAGCAUGUUGGACUUUUGUAUCUUGUAUUAUUAUUGAUUGA
Diuraphis noxia (Russian wheat aphid) is the source of this 798-nucleotide messenger RNA. Its product is annotated as fatty acyl-CoA reductase wat-like. Gene Ontology annotation, cellular component: peroxisome. Lineage: Eukaryota; Metazoa; Arthropoda; Insecta; Hemiptera; Aphididae. The record is from RefSeq and is a predicted model, not a curated record. Gene Ontology annotation, molecular function: alcohol-forming very long-chain fatty acyl-CoA reductase (NADP+) activity. Gene Ontology annotation, biological process: long-chain fatty-acyl-CoA metabolic process.